Messenger RNA from Papaver somniferum (opium poppy), 3326 nucleotides. RefSeq names its product pentatricopeptide repeat-containing protein At2g13600-like. The coding region runs from base 330 to 3074 and encodes 914 amino acids. The record is from RefSeq and is a predicted model, not a curated record. Gene Ontology annotation, biological process: RNA modification. Gene Ontology annotation, molecular function: RNA binding; protein binding; zinc ion binding. NCBI's taxonomy places the organism in Eukaryota, Viridiplantae, Streptophyta, Magnoliopsida, Ranunculales, Papaveraceae. The transcript has a single exon.
AAGUAAAAGCCUCGGCCAUUACUGAUUACAUCAAACAAAGUUCUUUGGAAGGUUUAAGGUGCUAAAAUAGUCCGGGUCUUGUAGUGCUUCCAUGCUUGACAAGGCUGUCAGCUGCUCUGUGUUUCAUAUGAGUAUGUUCUAUGCAGGCAGGUGAAGCUAGUACUCAGGUUUAGUUCCAUUCCGGUUCGGUUCUUAAAGUCCCUUCAAAAUUUUGCUUUAUUAGUCUUCCUCCAUUCCCUUUUUUCCCGCUCUCUUCUUCUUUUUUUCUUUUCAGGAACGAAACAUCAAAAAUGAAAUGAAGGAGUUUCACUAUAGAAAUAUCUCUCUCUAUGAUUUUCAAGCUUCCAUGGCACAUAAUUAUCCGAACCCCUUUUCUGUCUCUAAAACUGGUCCGUUACAUGUCGUGCGAAGAAAAUCUCGUUAUACAAACCAUGAAUUCUCUGUACCAAGACUUCUCCACAGAAAAAUCUUAUAUGAGGUACUCCCAAAGUCUCUCAGAAGCCAUGAAAAUAUGUGGAAAGCAACGGUCAAUAUUAAAUGCUAAAAAACUCCAUGGUCAUUUGAUAUCUACUGGUUUCAUAUCUUCAGUUUUUCUGCAGAACCAUCUUCUUAAUAUGUACUCAAAUUGUGGUUUAAUUGAAGAUUCUUCCCGGGUUUUCAAUGAAAUUGAGAAUCCAAAUGUUUUUAGUUGGAACACAAUGAUUAAUGGGUUGUCAGAUUUGGGUAUGAUAGAGAAAGCUAGACAACUGUUCGAUGAAAUGCCGGAAAGAGAUUGUGUUUCCUGGAAUACUAUGAUGUCUUGUUAUUUUCAAAAUGGGAAAGUUGAAGAAACCAUUAAGGUAUUCUUUAUAAUGUUUAAGGAUUAUAUCUAUUGUCCCGAUUUGUAUUCGUUUUCGUAUGUGAUUAAGGCUUGUGGCAGUCUCCGAUUGUUGAAACUAGGUUUGGUGUUGCAUUGCCUUGUUGAGAAAUUUUCAUAUGGCAAAGACCCAUUUAUUCAAGUGUCUAUUCUUGACAUGUAUGUUAAGUGUAAAGCUGUGGAUUUAGCUGAUAAAGUCUUUAGGCGGAUUCAGAGUCCGAGUUUGUUUUGUUGGAAUAAUAUGGUUUAUGGUUAUUCAAAAGCAUACGGAGUAGGACGAGCAAUUGAAUUAUUCGAACAAAUGCCUGAACGUGACACUGUGUCAUGGAACACUAUCAUUUCGAUCUUAUCACAACAUGGGUUCGGAGUAAAAACUCUUUCUAUGUUUAUGGAGAUGUGUUCUCAUGGAUGUGAACCAAAUUCUGUGACUUAUGCUAGUGUUCUUAGCUCAUGCGCAAGCAUUUUUGAUGUGCAAUGGGGUAGACAUAUCCAUGCUCGGAUUGUUAGAUCUGAACCAAGUCUGGAUGUUUUUGUAGGUAGCAGUCUGAUUGAUAUGUAUGCGAAAUUUGGACAUUUGGAAACUGCAAAGAGAGUGUUUAGUAACUUACCAGAAAGAAACACAGUAUCCUGGACUUCUCUAAUUGGAGGUUUUGCUCAGUUCGGAUUUGAAGAAGAAGCUUUAGUAUUAUUUGAUCAAAUGAGAAAGGUAGCAGUGGCCUCGGAUCAGUUUACAGUUGCUACUGUACUAGGAGUCUGUUCAAGUAGAAAAUAUACCUGUUUUGGAACUCAGCUCCAUGCUCAUUCAAUCAAGAUAGGACUUGACUAUGCCAUUCCUGUAAGUAAUGCUCUUGUUACAAUGUAUUUUAAGUGCGACAACAUUCAGAUGGCCAAUCAUGUUUUCAGGCACAUGCCUCUUAGGGAUAUAAUAUCAUGGACAGCAAUGAUCAGUGCAUAUUCUCAGAAAGGCGACAUUGGAAGUGCGCAUGAAUAUUUUGACAAGAUGCCACAGAGAAAUGUUAUAACAUGGAACUCAAUGUUAGCUGCAUAUAUACAACAUGGGCACUGGGAAGAAGGUCUGAAGCUGUACAAGGUGAUGUUACUGCAAGAUAGUGUAAUGCCUGAUUGGGUAACUUUCUCAACUUUAUUCGGUGCAUGUAAUGAUUUUGCAUCAUUGCGACUCGGCAACCAAAUUAUUGCUCAAGCUGUGAAAAGUGGGUUUGAUUCUGAUGUCUCUGUUGCAAAUGGUAUCGUCACCAUGUAUUCUAAAUGUGGACAGUUCGAGAAAGCACGAAAGGUAUUUGAUUCGAUUGUUUAUAAGGAUCUGGUUUCUUGGAAUGCAAUGAUCACAUCAUACGCUCUAAAUGGUCAAGGAAAAAGUGCGGUUCAAAUUUUCGAAAAUAUGUUAACAUCAGGUGUCAUCCCAGAUCACAUAAGUUACAUUGGUUUGCUGUCAGGUUGUAGCCAUUCAGGACUUGUAUCAGAAGGGAAAUAUUACUUUAAUUCUAUGACCAAAAAUCAUGGUAUCUUGCGGAGUUCUGAACACUAUACAUGUAUAGUUGAUUUACUUGGAAGAGCGGGGUUUUUAGAGGAGGCCAAGAAAGUAAUCGAAGAGAUGCCUAUUCAACCAGAUUCAGCUGUUUGGGUUGCUCUACUUAGCGCUUGUUGUACCCACGGUGAUUCAAAGCUAGCAGAGUAUGCGGUCAAACAUUUGCAAGAGUUGGAUUUGAAGAAUUCUGGUAGUUAUGUGUUGCUAGCUAACGUCUACGCAGAAACAGGUGACUUGAAUGGUGUGGUGAAGGUGAGAGCAAUGAUGAGAGACAGAGGAAUCCGUAAGAAUCCAGGGUGUAGCUGGAUUGAAGUGGGAAACACAGUGCAUGUGUUUACAGCAGAUGACGCAAGCCACCCACAAAUUAACGAGGUUCAUAGGAUGGUGGAGGAGGUUCUUAAGAAGAUCGAGGAUACAGGCAAGUAUGUGAAAGAAUACAGUUCUUCUCGAUAUCGAGGCUGUCACAGUGAGAAGCUUGCAGUAGCUUUUGGACUAAUACAUCUUCCUUCUUGGAUGCCAAUACAUGUGAUGAAGAACCUUAGGAUUUGUUCUGAUUGUCACAGUGUCAUAAAGCUGGCAUCUCUUGUUACUGCUAGAGAAUUGGUUGUCCGAGAUGCAAAUCGUUUCCAUCAUUUCAGAAAUGGAACCUGUUCUUGUGAAGAUUACUGGUAACACCGGGUGGAGACAUUCUUGUAACAGCAACUAUAUCUUCAUACAGUGGCCAGCCAAAACAUUUCGUUGCCCAUGGAUUUGUAAGGACUGAUUGAAACUGAUCUAUUAAACAAACUUCAGGUUAGUUCGUUAGCAGAAAAAUGAAAGCCUUUUGGGUUAUUUCAUCCAGAGUUCAGUGAAGCAAUACCAUAAUUCUUGAAUGAAGACCGCAAAGCAUUUUUCCCUUCAGCAGGGGCUUUAAAUGAGUUUCUG